Molecule: messenger RNA, 1428 nt
Organism: Colletotrichum graminicola M1.001
Lineage: Eukaryota; Fungi; Ascomycota; Sordariomycetes; Glomerellales; Glomerellaceae
Product: transmembrane amino acid transporter
Exons: 4
Coding region: 1-1428 (475 amino acids)
Biological process (GO): amino acid transmembrane transport
Cellular component (GO): vacuolar membrane
Molecular function (GO): amino acid transmembrane transporter activity
Source: RefSeq, a predicted model, not a curated record
AUGGGCAACGAGACAGAAGGCAAGAGGGAGCUGGUAGACCCUGAGCUACAAGGUGCUGUCAAUCGCCGUUCCGAGUCCAAGGACCUUGAGCCCACCCAAGAUUUCGACGCGCCUCCGGCGUUUCCGAGCCAUGCCAGCGGCGUUAUUGAAGGGGAAGACGGCGAGCUGAUCAACUUCAAGACAUUGCACUGGCUACAGGGGGGGAUUUUGCUUGUCGCAGAGACUGUUUCUCUAGGGAUCCUUUCGCUGCCGUCUGUUCUCGCCACAGUCGGCCUCGUCCCUGGCGUCAUUCUCAUCUGCGUGAUCAGUGCGCUAGCCACCUACUCUGGCCUCCUCCUCGCCGAAUUCCGGAAACAGUACCCCUUCGUCCGGAAUUUUGGUGACGCGGUUGAACUCAUCGGACGACCAAUCGGCCUGGGACGCGGCUUCAGGGAGGUUUUUGGUUGGGCCCAAACCAUCCUUCAGAUCUUUUUGAUCGGGGGGCAUAUUCUACUUUGGACGAUAUGCAUCAAUACUCUUACGAGCAGCUCCGUCUGCACGGUUCUCUGGGCUGCUGUUGGCAUGAUGAUCUUCUGGGUUUUCAACAUCCCGAGAACCCUGAAGUGGACAAGUUGGAUGUCGGCGAUGUCCUGCAUCUCCAUCCUGGUGGCUGUCUUCAUCACUCUCAUUGACGUUGCCAUUGAAAAGCCCAUUGGGGAUGGAGCCAUCGAUAUCUUCAAGUCCCUUGGCUUUUCUCCUGCUUUUCUAGCGGUCAUCAACAUCGCCGGUGCUUUUUCAAGCCACUCCAUAUUUUUCAGCAUCAUUGCCGAGUUCAAGAACCCGGACGACUGGCCCAAAGCGCUUGCGUUUCUCCAAAUCACGGACACGACGCUCUACAUCAUUGCCGCAGUCAUCAUUUACGUCUAUGCUGGUCCUGAUGUGCCAUCUCCUGCGCUCUCCGCAGCAGGUAGCGCCACCAUCCGCAAAGCCAUUUGGGGGGUUGCGAUCCCCACCAUUGCCAUCGCGGCGGUGAUUUACGCGCACGUCGCGUCGCAGUACAUCUUUACGCGCAUCUUCAGCAACACCAAGCACGUCGUGAGGAGAACAAAGACAUCCACAAUUGCCUGGUUGCUGAUUACUCUGGGAGUCUGGGGUAUCGGCAUGGUAAUCUCCGAGUCAAUCCCGGUUUUCAACAACUUGCUGGGUCUCGUUUCCGCUGCAUUUGCUAGUUGGUUUUCCUUCGGACUACCUGGGAUAUUCUGGCUCUGGAUGCACAAGGGAAACUGGUUCAGCACCUGGAAGCAGAAAUGUCGGUUUGCAGCCACCUCGUUGUUGUUGAUUGUGGGUAUCCUGAUCUGCGUCCUUGGCCUCUGGGUUUCAAUCGAAUCCAUCGCCAAGGGGGGUUCGACUUCUAAACCCUGGACUUGCGCCAGCAAUGCCGCAGAGUAA